This is a messenger RNA of Schistosoma haematobium, 1425 nucleotides long. RefSeq lists its product as uncharacterized. Lineage: Eukaryota; Metazoa; Platyhelminthes; Trematoda; Strigeidida; Schistosomatidae. The record is from RefSeq and is a predicted model, not a curated record. Gene Ontology annotation, cellular component: membrane. The transcript has 5 exons. The coding region runs from base 445 to 750 and encodes 101 amino acids.
ACUACACCAUUUUGAUAGUUGUAAAUUAGUUGUCGUUUUAAUGACUGAAUGAGUUUCUGCAAAAAAAGAAUAAGCCACCGUCAUCUUCAAGUGACCGUGAUAAUUUCUAGUUUGAUAAUCAUAGGAUGUGCAGUUGCCUUGAUUACUAUUGGUAGUAUAUUUUAUAAUUCAGUUCGUAAAUACAAUGGCAAACUUGAGACGACUGUCAAAGGAGUAAUAAAAUGCCUUGUCAUAGUCGGAUGUAUUAUGAUUUUUUCUGGAUUCCUAGGUCUCUUUGGAUCUUGCUUAAAUAGUAAUGAUGUACUUUGCUUGUUUUCUGUUGGUUUGGUCACCAUAAUUAUUGUUCAGCUUGGAACUGGAAUAACAUGCCUUUGUUAUCAUGUAAAGGCAAGUUUUUUCGUUGGUGAUGAGCUCUUAUAGUUGUGGGAUAAUCUACAUUUGAGCAUGAAGAAAGCAGUUGAAAAUUAUCAUUUCAAUAAAACGAUAAGCACCAUUAUGGAUAAAAUUCAUAGAGAUCUUAAAUGUUGUGGUUCACUUAAUUACUUAGAAUAUGGAGAUAAAAUUCCCUCGUCCUGUCAUGAAGAUGGUUCCAUUUACAAAAAUGGUUGUACUGAUGUAUUAAAUCAAUUCGGUAGCCAAUUUCUAACUAUUGGUACAGUUUUCUCAUUUAUGUUCAUAAUCCUUGAAAUAAUAACAAUUGGAUGUUCCAUAUAUUUAACUGCAUAUAUCGAUGCAAAAGAUCAGAGAUGACAUUAUUAUUAUUUCUUGUCGUAUCAAUCAUUGAGAUUAUUAUUAUUAUCACUAUCAUUAUUAUUAUUAUGAAUGGUUAAGAAGUCAUUGAAAUUAGUACACUAUUGAUCUUUUGCAAAAUGAUUUACAAUAUCUUUGUAAGUAAAUAAGAUGUAAUUAGAAAUCAUUAUUAUAUUUACAUGUUUUUUUAUGUAAAUGCUUUAUAUUUGUCUUUCACUUUUAUUUUUCAAAUUGUUGAGUAAAUAAAACAUCUCAUAACAUAAUUUAUCCAUUUAGAAGAAUCCUUUAAAAGAUGUUCAUUUUGAAAGUUAGAUAGUCAUUUGUGUUAUUGAAAGAUUAUAGUUCUAUGAAUGAUUGUAUUAUUUGGUUGAAAUCAUGAGUCAAUUGAAGCCAAACCACCAUGGAAAACCUGGAAGCACUGGAUGGCCGUUUCGUCCUAGUAUGGGACUCCUCAGCAGUGCGCAUCCACGAUCCCGCACUCCGCGAGAUUCGAACGCAGGACCUAUCAGUCUCGUGCGCGAGCGCUUAACCAACUAGACCACUGAGCCGGCAUCCACUGGUGUUAAUGUCUAACUUCAACCAAUCCACGAAGUUGCGCGACCGUACACCAUUGUCUUCAGUGAGUUCCUAUCUCACAACAGACCUGGUUGAACCCCACUGGUAACGACUUCUCAC